CGGAAGUCGAUUGCUUGUCGUCUUGGUCGAAUCGCGCAAGCGCAUGCAUGGCUAGCAAGAAUCAUGCUAUCUCCGUCGGAGUUUUUUCAUCCUUUCUCGCUCUCUUUCUUUUUCGCUUGUCUUUAUUCCGCGGACUUGCCAAAUAUGCGUUGCGAAACGCAGUCACAGGCGCAACUGUGCAAACAAGACUGGGUUGGGGUCUGAUCAUUCACUGACUUCGUUCUCGCACUUCCCGUUGUGCCGCAUUGCCCGGUCACGGUCAUUACUUAUAAGACCUCGCCCAGACCUGCUUGAGUUGUUGUUUCUUAAACCUCACACUUCACCACCGAGAAUAUCAAGAACACAAGCAUCGCAUCUCUCCUGAAUCGCAGUCAUGACCUUGGAGCAAGACCAAGGCCCUCUUGGGGAUGAGCUCUCCGAGAAGGAUCGCUCUACUCCUUCUCCUCCCGUAAACAGCGAAGUCCAAGAGUCGGCAAUCCCUGCAUUGCGAUUCUGGAUGUUGAGUGUUGGCGUCUUACUCGGCUUGUUCCUCUCCAUGAUCGACACAUCCAUCGUUGCUACCAGCCUCUACACCAUCGGCCUCGAGUUUGAGGCGCUCGAAACUGUCAACUGGGUCGCCCUCGCCUACACCCUAUCUUACCUCGGGUGUGCCGUCGUCUUUGCCCGCAUCUCCGACAUUAUUGGGAGACGCAAUGCAUUCAUUGCAGCAUAUGUUCUCUUCUUUGCCUUCUCGCUUGCUUGCGGCUUUGCUCAGAGUCUAGAUCAGCUCAUCGCCUUCCGCGUCCUCCAAGGGGUUGGCGGAUCUGGUCUGUACUCACUUACCAUGAUAAUGCUUCCCGAAAUGAGCCCAAACAAUUUGCGACAUCACAUUGCCGCCCUCGUGGGCAUGAUUGUGGCCCUUGCUGGGGUCUUGGGUCCAGUGCUUGGCGGCCUUCUCACCCAUUACACUAGCUGGAGAUGGGUCUUCUGGAUCAAUGGGCCUAUAUGCCUGGUUUCUCUGGUCAUCUUCCUUCUCACCUGGCCCCGCGCAGAAUACCUUCCAUCACUCGAGCGGCGUGCCUGGAAAGAACUCGAUUACGCCGGCUCCUUUCUCGCAAUUUCCGCUGCCGUUUUAGUCGUCUUUUCAUUUCAGAAUGCCGGGUCAUCUCCUGACGAUGAGUGGCACAAGGCAAUCUUUCUUGCUCCCCUGCUUUGUGGGCUAUUCGCUUGGGCGUUGCUUGCUGCUUGGCAGUACCUUAUCCAUUGCCGAUUUGAGGACCGUCUCGCUCCCGCUUUCCCAUUCACCAUCUUCAAAAACCGAGUAUACACAGCAGCUGUACUAAACACCAUGUUGUUGGGGUACCCUUAUCUUCAGCUCAUCUACGCUAUCCCGGUCCGGAUUCAAGUCGUCGGUGGAAAGUCGGCGCUUAUGGCGGGUUUGAUGCUACUCCCGAUGCUAGGAAGCGCUGCCAUAGGAAGCGCUCUCAGUGGAAGAAUUAAUGCGAUCAAAAACUAUGUGUUUGAGACGCUGCUGGUGGGCUCUUGCUUGAUGACGGUAGGGUGCGGUCUUUUGACGACAUUAUCGCACGAGCUGGAUAGCGGAAAACAGCUCGGAUUCGUCACAUUUUGCGGUCUUGGAUUCGGGCUCACUAUUGCGGCCUCAACGAUGAUGUCGACAAUUGAGGUACCCAUUCGCAACUAUGCACCUGCACAAGGGAUCCUUUCCCAAGUCCGUCUCCUCGGUGGUAGUUUGGGAAUCGCUACGUCGACAGCCGUGCUGCAUCAAAAAGUUACCGAAUACCUUACGGGUAUGCUAUCGCCAUCGGAGCUGGCUGCAGUCGGCGGGCCCGACUCGCAUCUCUCCGACACACAGCUAGAAAGGGUCCACUACGCGUAUGCGGAGUCGUUCCGGAUGGACAUGAAGGUGGCGGCAGGCAUUUCGGCAAUUGGAGUGAUUUCGACUCUGGGUGCGUAUCGCCGUCGCCGCUUCCUAAUCCAAGAGCAACGGCAAGCUCUAGUAGCCGAGGAGGUUGCUAGACGACGAGGACAAUCCGGCGCGGCCACUGUGGACACGCAAAUAGGGACCGAAAAAGUCUGAUAUGACUAAGAGACCUGAAGGUCGGAGAGAGCAGGCCGGAAGGGUUGAUGGAGGGUGGAGAGAAAACAGAGUGCGGGCAUGGUGACCAUCAGAUGAUUCCAGAGAACCCCGAUGAACAGUGGCGCCAAACAUUUAGCGUCCCAGGUAGCCAUGGCAUACCCUGAUGAACAAUGUGUAAAAGGAAUGUAGAACAUAGAACAUAGAAAUAGAGCUGGAUUUAUAUUAGGUUAGAGUUGGAUGAGGUGGAACGGUGGCAAUGGAAACCUGUUGUACAUAGCACGCCAAGGUAUUUCCUAAAAUAUAUAAGCAAUAGACCGCCGAGAAUUUGUUCAAAUUGAACACAA
Messenger RNA from Ilyonectria robusta, 2421 nucleotides. Its product is annotated as major facilitator superfamily domain-containing protein. The coding region runs from base 374 to 2077 and encodes 567 amino acids. Gene Ontology annotation, molecular function: transmembrane transporter activity. Gene Ontology annotation, biological process: transmembrane transport. The record is from RefSeq and is a predicted model, not a curated record. NCBI's taxonomy places the organism in Eukaryota, Fungi, Ascomycota, Sordariomycetes, Hypocreales, Nectriaceae. The transcript has 5 exons.